Nelumbo nucifera (sacred lotus) is the source of this 832-nucleotide messenger RNA. RefSeq names its product Mal d 1-associated protein. NCBI's taxonomy places the organism in Eukaryota, Viridiplantae, Streptophyta, Magnoliopsida, Proteales, Nelumbonaceae. The record is from RefSeq and is a predicted model, not a curated record.
GUGCGGAAGAAGCAAAAAUGGGUUGGGUUUGGAAAGACGAGACGAACAACGGUUCGCCGUCUAGAUUUGGCGGCUUCGGCGAAAUUGAAAACCCUAGCUCUGGGUCGGGAGAUCGUUGUUCUACGAGAAGGAUCGUCAAGAAGCAAUGCAAGACGGAAGAGGUCGAGCCCGGGAAGUUUAUCAGGAAGUGCGAGAAGACCGAAGAGAUUCUCAGGGAAUGCGUUGGAAGGCCUGUUGAAGUGAUAGAAUCCAACACAGAGUAUAGUGAAGAUGAUAUCACGAAUGAGAUAGUUCAAGGGUCCUCACAUUUGGGAUCCUCAGUACUUGAACCUUUUAGCUUUCCUGGUCUACGUGGAGAUAUUGAAGCCAUUGAGCGGGAUGUAUUUGGUAGCUUUAGCCGUUUCUUUGAGGCUGCUGAAGAUAUGAAGAAUGGAUUCUUUCGGGUCUUUGGGACUCCAAACCUUUACGACGGUGAAUCCUCAUCUAGCUUAAGGAAGGGGAUACCAAUAGAAAGUGAGCUUGAGAAGGAAGCUCCUCCUAAGCCACGAAAUGAUGAAUCAGUUUACUCCGAUUUUGCUGGACAAAUUAAAGAUGUUUGAAGCUCCUCUUUGAUUGUUGAGUAGUGAUUAUAUAUUGCAUCUUGAAAAUCAAAUGUAGUUUUUAUUGCAUAAAUUGGGUCCUCACCAAUGAAUAUUUAUACCAUAUAAUCGUUCCCCUUAUUUCUCAUGCUUUUUUACGUUUAUAGUUUUUUUUUUUUUUUUUUUUUUUUGCUUUGUGUUAUUGACCUGGCUCCUCUGCAAGCUUUAGUCUGGAUGGUGACUGUUAUCUUCUC